Molecule: messenger RNA, 1778 nt
Organism: Psylliodes chrysocephalus
Lineage: Eukaryota; Metazoa; Arthropoda; Insecta; Coleoptera; Chrysomelidae
Source: the annotation of a GenBank genome assembly
GACGUCAAGCUAUGAUGUAUUACGUGUUAUAGUUUAGUCAAUCCUAUCUGCAGUUGAUUCUUAAACCAAUGCAACGUGACUAAAAAUAAACGUACGCAUGUGUGCCAAGGACAAAAACGCAAAGUUAUUUGACAUUUUUUUGACUUUGACGUAUUUAUAUUGAGCAAGGGCAGGUAGGUGUUCCGGGCGGUCUUUAUUUUAUUUAAAAAAAAUGUUUGUUUGGGGGAUUUAAAAAGUUGUUCUCAAUAAAAUAUGUCAGUAAGUCGUUUGGAUGUUUUAUACAGGAAAAUUCUUUUAAGUAAAUAUUUUACCAAAGGAUGGGGAUCACCUGAGAAUAUGCACAAAUUAUUUGACUUCAGAAAAUUGAUAUCGAACAGGGAAACCUGUUACAGAUUAGUGCCAAAAGAAUAUCCCAUAAAAAUCAUCAACGUAGUAAAUAGAUCAGAUUGUCGAAUAAUAGAGGGUAAAUUUAGAAGUCCAUUUUCUCUACAUUUACCUGGGCUAGUACGCGAAGAAGUUCAAGAUUCUUACUUUCAGAUGAUUUUACCUUUAAAGUGGAAAAGCAAUUACAAACCAAUGUGCAUUCACCUAGCAGGGACUGGUGAUCAUUAUUUUUGGCGGAGACGCAAUAUAAUGGCAAAACCAUUACUCAAAGAUGGAAUUGGUGCUAUAAUAUUAGAAAAUCCCUUUUAUGGAGUUAGAAAACCUAAAGAUCAGCAGAGAUCUAGUGUACAUUAUGUUUCUGAUAUCUUCAUUAUGGGCGGUUGUUUGAUAUUAGAAUGUUUAGUUCUUUUGAAUUGGUGUGAGCAGCUAGGAUUUGGACCUUUGGGAAUUACAGGGAUAUCGAUGGGUGGUCAUAUGGCUUCUCUGGCCGCAUCAAAUUGGCCGAAACCCUUAGUGCUAGUACCUUGCUUAUCAUGGUCCACUGCAUCCUCUGUAUUCACCGAGGGUGUAAUGAGCGAAUCGAUAGACUGGGACAUGCUCCAAAACCAAUAUGAAUCGAACAAACUGUUCUGUUAUACUCUAUCUAGACUAUGUAAAAUUGUAGACAAUCCUUUUGCUUGUGAUCUCAGUAAACCCCCAGAAACUCUUGUAGAAAUACCAAUUCACUUACUUGACGAUUCCCAAGUAUCUUACGUGACACCAUACCAGCUAAUAAACUAUUUAAACCUGAAUCCGAAAUGCCAAAACGUGGCCUACAGGAAACCUGCUAGUCAAACGCUCAAUCCCAAAGACUUUUCCCUUAUAAAUCUUUUGAAAGAAUCCCCAGCUAUAACAACGACUAGCAAAAAAGUGCAAGCCAUGAAAAGACGAGACAGAGAAGCUUUGUGGUUUAUGCGGGGCAUUAUGGAUGAGUGUACUCAUUUGAAGAAUUUUACUGUACCCUACGAUACCUCAUUGAUUAUCUCUAUUUGUGCAAAAUAUGAUGGUUACGUUCCCAGAGUGGGCGUAUCAACUUUGGAAGACAUUUGGCCCGGUGCUACAGUUAAAUACGUCGAAUGUGGCCAUGUAGGUGCUUAUGUUUGGCACAGAAAUAUUUUUAGGAAAUCAAUAAAAGAAGCGUUCGACAGAGCCAUGCAAAAAAUCGACCCUCCCUCUAAAUCCUAUAUAGAAAUUUGAAAAAUCAUCUGAAUUUCCAGUAUUCUAAACGACUGUCUAGUGCCUUUUGCUCAAGAAAACAUAUUUAUGUAUAUAUUUCUUAUUUAUAGAACAACCUGGAGACCUGAUGAGCAACAAAAUUUUUGUGAUAUAUUUGUAAAUAAAAUAAUAACCUAUUA